Mustela erminea (ermine) is the source of this 2311-nucleotide messenger RNA. RefSeq names its product centromere protein J-like. Gene Ontology annotation, molecular function: tubulin binding. Gene Ontology annotation, biological process: centriole elongation; cilium assembly. The record is from RefSeq and is a predicted model, not a curated record. Bases 417 to 1631 code for a protein of 404 amino acids. NCBI's taxonomy places the organism in Eukaryota, Metazoa, Chordata, Mammalia, Carnivora, Mustelidae. Gene Ontology annotation, cellular component: centriole; centrosome; nucleus. The transcript has 9 exons.
AGAACUGCCACCGGGGCCGCGCAGGUGGCUGACGAGGGAGGAACUGAGAACCAGGCUGGACGCCCCACGUCAGAGAAAUGGGGGCAAAGAGCCUCCUGGUUCGGGGCCGCGGGGGUGACGAGGUCAAGCCGACUUCCCCGUGAGACUUAGGAAGCCCCUGGGCCGGAUGGCGGGAACACCGGCUUGUUCCCUCAUCGCGCCUGUCGGGACCUUUGACGGUCUUUGGUCAAGAGACACAGGCUUUCGCCCGGCCUGUCCUCCGCCGCUCUGGUCCCGUGGCUCAUCCUCGUGUCGCGGAGCCCGUGGUCUGUGACAGGCGCACUCCUGCUCCGGCGCAGGGGCCCUGUCGGUCCACCCGAGGCGUCUUCCGAAGUCCGCCCCCUCCCCAGACUCGUCCCUGUGCCAGAAAGUCUUUGAUGUGCUUCUGGGUCAGAACUCAGCCUCGUUUCGGUGGAGACCCCGUCCCCUCACGUGCAGAGGAAGAGGAAGGCCGCCAGCCUCCCAGCGCCGCGGAGAAGCCGCCAUCCCAGAGCCGCUCCCCGGGUCCCGAGCCGGAGCGGGAGCGAGAGCAGGGGCAUCGGCCGCUCCCCACGGCCUGCUUCUUCCCGCGCAGGAUGCUGACCGCAGACGACCCCGCCGAGCCCGCAGAGACCGGCCGCCCGCCGGAGGAUGGCGGGCCCGGGGCCCACGCCGAGGACACGGCCACGCUCUCCGGGGAGCACGGCCCGGCUGAGCGGACGCUGAACCAGCAGCUGCAGCAGCAGGUGGCCCAGCUGCACGAGGCCCUCAGGAGCCAGGAGUCCCGGUGGGCCGCGGCUCAGCGCCACCUCCAGAGCCAGAUAGACGCCCUCGUGCAGCAGAACCUGGAGCUCCGGGAUGGACUGACGGCCCCACGGCCGCUGUGGGAGGCAGACGCCACCCUGGGCGCCAGGCUGAAGCUGGACACUCUGGCCACACACCAGUCCUCCCAAAGUCUGCAAGAAUCGAGCGGCCAAAAGUCGCCAGAAGCAGCCGCGAGUGUCGCCAGGCUCCAGGACUGUCCAGCUGCUCAGGGAAAGGGCACCCGUCCACUGCCUUGCAAGGGUCCUGAGGGCGGGCUUCUCAGCCGGGAGCGGGCUGAACCCUCCUGGAGAGCCAGGGCCUUCCCGCGUGGACGCCCAGACAGAACAGGGGACCAGGAAGAAGGAAUGCGGUCCCCGGCCAGCGAGGUUUAUGGUUCCACAGACGUUCGGAUCACGCGCACGACCCAUCCCAGCGGUCCGGCCGAACUGCGGUUCCCUGAGCAGACAGAAAAAUACCACCCCGAUGGCUCGACGGAGAUCGUGCAUCCGGAUGGGACCGUGAGACGUCUGAGCGGUGGCCGUGAGGAGACGGUGUUUCCCGACGGGACGGUCGUCACCGUGGAAAGGAACGGCGACAGGACCAUCGUGCUCAGCAACGGGCAGAGGGAGAUCCAAACGGCCGGGUUCACGCGGCGGGAAUACCCCGACGGCGCCGUCAGGACCGUGUACUGCUCGGGCUCCCAGGAAACCCGGUCCGCCUCCGGGACCGUGAGCAUCAGGUGCCCGCCUGGGAACGUCCUCCUGGCCAGAAGGCGUCGGGCGUCCCUCAAAACCCAACGUUACGCGUGACUUCCCAAUUACGGUUUUGUUGUUUUUUUUUGUUUGUUUGUUUUGUUUUGUUUUUGCUGAAACAGACACAGAAACUAAUAGCCUAUUCACGGCCCUAAAUGGCGAUAAAACUUUAGGACACCAAGUCAUGCAGGAUUUGUGAGUCCAUAGACCCCGGGCUUCCUUGGUCGAGACGCGUGGUUCGAUCGGCCCCAGCUGGGGGACAGGGGACUCACCAGAGAGCGCGUCCCAGGAGCCCUAGCAGGGCCGCCGCUGUCCGCCUCUCAGGGGCCGGCGCUGCCCUGUGACGGGAUCGGGGGUCAGCGGGGCGGCCCCGUCAGGCCCCUGAUGAGCAGACCCCGACUCCCCUCCCUCCACAAGCCCCAGCCAGACCGAUUGCCCUCCGUGACCUCUAACCCCCAACCUUGCCGGGUCGGGUAGGAAGAGAGUUGUAGCCCCCACAGGGAGCCUGGCCCGGGUCAGCAUGGUGGGUCUUGGGGCCCGUCCCUGCCCGGCAGCAGUCCCCUCCAGAGGCUCAGGAUCUGCUCCUCUCAAGGUCACGACAGAGACCAGUGACCUCCUCAUGGUGCCGUUUGCAGGCCGCCUAGAAACUAACAGCGCGACGGCGGCGAGCGGGCUUCGUCCUCACGCGGAGACUCCCCGGGGAAGAAUCCCUUCUGGAACCAUCUUGUCGCGAAACG